AUGACAAACUCAUUCGCUCAUGUUCUUGGGAAAGGAGGAUUUGGAACUGUCUACAAAGGAAAGUUAUCUGAUGCAAGCGGCCAAGAUAUUGCAAUAAAGAUCCUGAAUGAGUCAAAUGGGAAUGGAGAAGAUUUUAUGAAUGAAUUAGCUAGCAUGAGUAUAGCAUCUCAUGUGAAUAUCGUUUCUCUGUUUGGAUUCUGCUACGAAGGAAGCAAGAGAGCUAUAAUCUAUGAGUUCAUGCCGAAUGGAUCACUCGACAAGUUUAUUUCCGAGGAUCUAUCAACAACGAUGGACUGGAAAGUUUUAUACGACAUUGCGGUAGGUGUUGCUCGUGGGUUAGAGUACUUGCACAACAGUUGUGCAUCAAAGAUUGUGCAUUUCGAUAUAAAGCCACAAAACAUACUCCUGGAUGAAGACUUUUGCCCCAAGAUUUCAGAUUUCGGUCUUGCUAAGCUGUGCAAGAAAAACAACAGCAUCAUAUCAAUGUUGUACACAAGAGGGACCGCAGGGUAUAUUGCUCCUGAAGUGUUUUCCAAGAGCUAUGGAGGAGUUUCGCAUAAGUCAGAUGUGUAUAGUUAUGGAAUGGUUGUGCUUGAGCUGAUCGGGGCAACGAGCAGAGAGAGAGCCGAAGCUUCUAGGUCCAAUGUAAGUACAAUGUACUUUCCAGAUUGGAUCUAUGAGGAUCUCGAGAGGAAAGAAACCAUGAGACUAUUGGGAGAUCAGAUCAUCGAAGAAGAAGAGGAGAUGGUGAAGAGAAUGACAUUAGUGGGACUGUGUUGUAUUCAGACAAACCCAUUUGAUCGUCCACCAAUGAGGAAAGUCGUUGAAAUGUUAGAGGGAAGUGUAGAAGCUCUAGUAGUUCCACCUAAGCCUCUUUUGACUCCAGCGGUAAUGGCUUGGGAAUCUGGUGAAGAGAGUCAAGAGACUUCUAGUCUGUCGACUCAAAGCUGUUUAGAGAGAAAAACUCUUUCCACAGGCCAAGAUACUCAACUCGUUUAA
This is a messenger RNA of Microthlaspi erraticum, 999 nucleotides long. The record is from the annotation of a GenBank genome assembly. NCBI's taxonomy places the organism in Eukaryota, Viridiplantae, Streptophyta, Magnoliopsida, Brassicales, Brassicaceae.